AAUGACAACAGAGAGGUGCGUGCAUUCUGAGCCCAAAUGUCAUCUGCUUCAGCUAUUAUGUGCGACUUUUGGGCGUGUCAGGUCCGAGUCGCUGACCAUGUCUGAGUCUGAGUUCUAGUUAAAUGCUCCAAAAAUCAUUAAUGGUGAGGACGACAGUGACAGACCAGGUUUUGCUCUUUCCAAGGUUUUUUUUAUUAUAACUAAUUAAUACUAAAGCCUUUUGGUAAUUAUGACUUUACCCCCUUAAUCUGGUAAUUAUUACCAUAAGGACGGAAUUGUGCCAUUCUUCAUAAUUUAACACCCGUCAUGGUACCAUACACGCACUUCCCGAGGGAUUCUCUUUAAUACCGACUAGGAGCAAGUCUCUCACUCUCGGUGAGUGAUAUGUGAAGAAGAUUUGACAAUGCCGGAGCUAGGGUUUGACGAUCACAGCUCGGCGAGAUCAUCGGGAUUUAGAGCUCGCGAUGCCAGUCCUGACUCUGUCAUCUUCACUCUCGAGUCCAACUUCUUCUCCUCUGCUUCUGCCAGCGUCGAUCGUUGCUCUUUCACAUCGGAUGCUCACGAUCGCGACUCUUUUGCCUCCGAGAUCUCUCUGCAUUUGGCAGCACAUGAUGUUCAUCAGCACGAGAGUUCGAGUGGUCCAGUUCCAUAUCCAAACAAAGCAAUUCACGGCCGUCUCCCCCGAAAAGGUUAUAAAGCGAAAGUUCGGAAAGGAAACAACACGGACGAAACUGCAGCUGGAGAAGACAAUGACCUAAACCUCCAUUCAGCCAGAAAUUCAUUUUCAAUUGCUCUGAAAGAGUGUCAGGAACGAAGAUCCAGAUCUGAAGCGCAUCUGAAGAACCUGGACAGACAAGGACCUGCUUCACUGGAUCUCAACAAUGUUGCAGCCUCUUCACCGCGAUUGGGAGGAAUGAGAAGGAGUUCUAUUUCUUCUCACAGGUCUGGUACGUUUCCAAGUCCAGGGACGCCCAAUUAUCGGCAUGCUACUGUGGGAAUGCAAAAAGGCUGGAGCUCAGAACGAGUGCCAUUGCAUACCAAUGGUAACAGAAGGCAGGUGGGUGCUGCCAUGUUGCCCCUGAAUAAUGGGAGGACGUUGCCAUCAAAGUGGGAAGAUGCUGAGAGAUGGAUAUUUAGUCCUGUUUCAGGAGACGGAGUUGUAAGACAGCCACUCCAGACUACUCAAAGGCGGCCAAAGUCAAAGAGCGGACCCCUUGGCCCCCCUGGUGUUGCGUAUUAUUCAAUGUAUUCCCCUGCAAUGCCAAUGUUUGAAGGGGGAAAUGCAGGAAACUUCAUGGCAGGUUCUCCAUUUUCUGAAGGUGUAAUAAGUGCUGAUGCAUUGGCUAUUCAUUCUGGCAGCCAUGGAGUGGCCUUUCCCAUGCGCACAGAGCCUUGCAUGGGAAGGUCAAUUAGCGUGCAUGGAUGCUCUGAGAUGCUAGCGCAGCAUUCAUUCCAUUCACAAGUUAAAAAUACAGAAGAAAGGGUUGAUGGAGUGAAGAAUGCAGCCACUGAUAUUUCACGUGAGGCUUCGAGAAGGGACAUGGCAACACAAAUGAGCCCUGGGAGUAGCACCCAUUCAUCUCCCAAAAGGAAUUCUCCUUUCGUCACCUCCAUCCCCUCUGCACUACAGAUUGUUGAAGUACAGAGCAUUCAUUCCUCUAAAUCAGAAGUCAGGGACGUGCAGGUUGAUGAAAGAGUCACGGUGACGAGUUGGUCCAAGAAACAGAGACCUCGUAUUCUGGGGAAGAGCUCAGAAAUGACUGAUGACUGGAGAAAGAAAGACUUGGAUGCUCGAUCUUCAUCUUGGGAUAUUACAGAGACAGCAAAAAGCAUUUCAAAGGUCAAAAGAGAGGAAGCUAAAAUCACUGCAUGGGAAAACCUGCAGAAGGCGAAAGCUGAAGCAGAGAUUCGUAAACUAGAGAUGAAUCUUGAAAAGAAGAGAUCUUCAUCAAUGGAUAAAAUCAUCACAAAGUUGAGAGCUGCUCAGAAGAGAGCGCAAGAAAUGAGGAGUUCAAUGCUAGCUAACCAGGGACAUCAAGUUAGCAGAAGUUCUCACAAGGCUGUAUCAAUUCAUAGAACCCGCAAAAUAGGUUCCUUGAGCGGUUGCUUUACCUGCCAUGCUUUCUAACUUCUCGUCCUGAAAUACCUGGUAACUUCUUGAGUAGUGUUAAUUUCAAAUUGUGUUGUAUCUCCUCUUCAUACCUAAAAAGUAGAUUAUUACCUUAAUUAAUAACAUGACAUGCCCUAGCAUAUGUUUAGAGUUUGAAGAGCAUAGCCAUUUCGCUAACCGUUGAAAAUGAAACUUACAUGACCUCUUUUGCGAUAAUGAAUAGGAGAACGACCCGUCUGCCGGGCAAGCAUGAUUACUAUCAAGUAUGCAGAUUUGUUGGAUGCCAUUGUUAGUGCUAAUCCUAGACUCGCAUCCCCAUUAUCUUUGCAUUUGAAAAUCAUAUGGACAUGGAGUAAUUAUCUUUUGAAUUUUACGGUUUUGAGGGUUUUAUCCUACCCAUAUGAUCACAACUAAAGAAAAUUGAACCAUAGUAAAAAUUUAUUAAUGAAAAUAUGGAAUUAUCCCUCUAGAACAUCCAGAAGUUCGUUUUUCAAGUGUGGUUUUAUGUUUUCAGUACUUAUUAGUAUGAUCUUUGACCAGGUUCAUUAAGCAGAAUGAAAUGUGGAGUCCAAGAAAAUGAUAGCGUCUAGGACCAGACGACUAUAGUAUCAUUCCAUGGACAUGCAAUCUUGCUAGAACGUGAAGCGCAAUUCUUACACUAAUAUCUCAGAAAUGCAAGAUCUUGUUGCAACUACGAAGGUAUCCACGUAUGCAAAAACUUAUUGAGUAAGGAUUCUUGUACUCAUGUAUGUUUGUAUAUUAACAUUGAAGGUUUUCUUAUCAUAGAUAUUUGUAUUGAAACCGAUCAUAACAUCAAUCCAAUUCGGUUUGGUGUUUCCAUAUAGUAUAGUUUUAUAA
This is a messenger RNA of Tripterygium wilfordii, 2968 nucleotides long. RefSeq lists its product as uncharacterized. NCBI's taxonomy places the organism in Eukaryota, Viridiplantae, Streptophyta, Magnoliopsida, Celastrales, Celastraceae. The transcript is spliced from 7 exons. The coding region runs from base 404 to 2128 and encodes 574 amino acids. The record is from RefSeq and is a predicted model, not a curated record.